AUGGUACGACCAUCAUUCCCAAGAUUAUCUGCAUUUAAAUCAACGUACGGAGGAUUUCACCCUCAUCCACCCACUAGAUGGCAACGCGGUGCAGCUAAAGCACUUGGUGCAACAAUGUGGUUCUUUAUGUUUUAUCGAAUUCGUGAGGACGGUCAACAGGUCUUUUUGGGCCGACAUCCAUGGGAUCAUGGUCAUGACGCAUCUGAAGAAUCUCAUUGA
Melampsora larici-populina 98AG31 is the source of this 219-nucleotide messenger RNA. RefSeq lists its product as uncharacterized. Gene Ontology annotation, cellular component: mitochondrial inner membrane. The transcript has 3 exons. The record is from RefSeq and is a predicted model, not a curated record. Lineage: Eukaryota; Fungi; Basidiomycota; Pucciniomycetes; Pucciniales; Melampsoraceae. Bases 1 to 219 code for a protein of 72 amino acids.